GCCUCGCGCGACUCGGGCGCCUCGCGCGGCUGCUCCCGCGGCGCCGGACUCGGGGCGGGAACCCGGAGGCCGGGAAGGGGAUUCGUGGGUCUCGCAGGAGCCCGUGUCGCCCGCGAUCUGCGUUCCUGCUGAGCGCCCCUUUCCUUCGCUUUUUCGGGUCUGGGGCCCUGGCCGCAUCCUCCUUCAGGCCGGUUGGCACACCAGCCAGGGUACGCCACAUGGCAGAAAACCGAGAGCACCGAGGGGCCGUGGAGCCUGAGCUGGAUCCAGUGGAGUACACCCUUCGGAAGCGACUGCCUCACCGCCUGCCCCGGAGGCCCAAUGACAUUUAUGUCAACAUGAAGACUGACUUCCAGGCCCAGCUGGUCCGCUGCCAGAAGCUGCUGGACGGCGGGGCGCGGGCUCAGAACGCAUGCACUGAGGUCUACAUCCAUGGCUGGGGCCUGGCCAUCCAUCGUGCCAUCAACAUCGCCCUCCGGGUGCAGGCGGGCAGCUUCGGCUCCCUGCAGGUGGCCGCCAACACCUCCACAGCGGAGCUUGUUGACGAUCUGGAACCAGAGACUGAUGCCCGAGAGCCGCUGACCCGCAUCAGAAACAACUCCGCCGUCCACAUCCCAGCGUUCAGGGUCACACCGAGGUAAUUAAAAUGAGUCUGGCUCACUUUACCCAGCCACCCUCAGCUGGGCUCAGGUAUGACUCUCCUUGUACUCAGUGCUGUCCUGGACCUCCUGCCAGUCAGGAAAAGCCUGUCUUCUCGUGGCCCAAAGGAUUCUGAAUUGAGAGCGUGGAAGAGUGUCUCUGGUUGGGCCCAAGCAAUAGGCCUUCCUGAGUCUCUGUGGUCUGUGAGCAACCAUCGUCCCAGACAAUAAAAGGUAUCGAGUUGUGUUAUCGUC
Molecule: messenger RNA, 893 nt
Organism: Pipistrellus kuhlii (Kuhl's pipistrelle)
Lineage: Eukaryota; Metazoa; Chordata; Mammalia; Chiroptera; Vespertilionidae
Gene: POP7
Product: POP7 homolog, ribonuclease P/MRP subunit
Exons: 2
Coding region: 219-641 (140 amino acids)
Biological process (GO): tRNA 5'-leader removal
Cellular component (GO): nucleus; nucleolar ribonuclease P complex; ribonuclease MRP complex
Molecular function (GO): nucleic acid binding
Source: RefSeq, a predicted model, not a curated record